Carassius auratus (goldfish) is the source of this 2485-nucleotide messenger RNA. RefSeq names its product mitogen-activated protein kinase kinase 5 (gene map2k5). Gene Ontology annotation, molecular function: MAP kinase kinase activity; ATP binding; protein binding. Lineage: Eukaryota; Metazoa; Chordata; Actinopteri; Cypriniformes; Cyprinidae. The transcript has 22 exons. Bases 294 to 1646 code for a protein of 450 amino acids. The record is from RefSeq and is a predicted model, not a curated record. Gene Ontology annotation, biological process: MAPK cascade; protein phosphorylation.
AGCUUCCGGGUAAAUGUGACAACACUUCCGCUAAACUUCCUCCGCUUUACUUUCAUUGUUGACAGUUUUUUAACUACUGAAAAAAAAUUCGUUAUAAAUCGGAUUAACAAAAGUCAUUACAUCUCUAAUGAUAUUCGUUCAUUUAUUAGACAAGUAGCCGCUGCGUCAGUUGUGUGGGGAAUACUUUCAUGUUUUCUUCACUGUUAGUGAGCUAAGCAGCUAGCCGUCUAGCUUGCUGUACAGCUGCUGUGUGUCUGGGAAUCUGCUCUGAAAGCCAAGAUUAUGUUUUUGUUAUGCUUUUACUUGUUUUGAAUAACCAGUGCAGCAUGGAGUCCGAAGGAAUCGUGAUUCGGAUAAAAACCCCGCUGGGAGACAUGGACUCAUCCGUGGACUGUCCUUCACAUCUCAACUUCAGCGAUCUGCUGGGCGCGAUCAAGGAUGUCAUGCCUGAAGCCACAGUCACCGCUUUUGAAUAUGAGGAUGAAGUUGGUGAUCGAAUCACAGUUCGCAGUGAUGAGGAGCUCAAAGCCAUGCUGUCAUAUUAUUGCAACACAGUGAUGGAGCAACGCAUCAAUGGACUGUUACCUGAGCCUUUACAGAUAUUUCCACGAGCCGGUAAGACCCCAGGGAUCCGCAAUAUACAUGGCCUGAAGGUGAACACGCGGCCCGAAUCCUCAUGUGGCAGGGGCUCCUCUGCGGCUGAUUCCCGGUCCAGUGAUAGCAGUUUAAAGAAAUCUUCUGCUGAGCUUAAGAAGAUUUUGACGAAUGGACAGAUAAAUGAACAUGACCUCCAGUACCAGGAGCAGCUUGGCCAUGGAAAUGGCGGAACAGUUUACAAAGCUUACCACUUGCUUGGGAAGAGAAUUGUAGCAGUGAAGGUUAUUCCUCUCGACAUCACCGUGGAGCUGCAGAAGCAGAUCAUGUCCGAGCUUGAGAUCCUUUAUAAGUGUGAUUCUCCAUACAUCAUUAAGUUCUACAGUGCUUUCUUUGUGGAGAACAGAAUAUCGAUAUGCACUGAGUUUAUGGAUGGUGGCUCUCUGGAUGUCUACUGGAGAAUCCCAGAGCAUGUCUUGGGCAGAAUUGCUGUUGCGGUGGUAAAAGGAUUAACGUACCUCUGGAGCUUAAAGAUUUUACACAGAGAUGUGAAACCCUCCAACAUGCUGGUUAACACACGGGGUCAGGUUAAACUGUGUGACUUUGGAGUCAGCACACAGUUGGUGAACUCCAUUGCUAAAACAUACGUUGGAACCAAUGCAUACAUGGCGCCUGAGCGAAUAUCAGGUGAACAGUAUGGUAUUCACUCAGACGUGUGGAGCGUUGGAAUCUCUUUCAUGGAGUUGGCGCUGGGCUCUUUUCCAUAUCCACAGAUUCAAAAGAACCAGGGCUCCUUAAUGCCUCUUCAGUUAUUGCAGUGCAUUGUUGAUGAGGAUCCUCCGGUGCUUCCAAUUGGUCAGUUCAGUGAGAAAUUUGUCCACUUCAUUACACAAUGUAUGAGGAAGCAACCCAAAGAAAGACCAGCUCCAAAUAAUCUUAUGGACCACUCUUUUAUCAUGCAAUAUAACGAUGGCAACACGGAGGUCGUGUCCAUGUGGGUGUGUCGUAGUCUAGAGGAUCGCAAAAGCCAGCAAGCACAGAGACUCAUGUGAACAGCAGCGGCACCGGAUGGAAUUCUGGGAUAAUAUGGUGUCCACAUUUCCUCACUUUACUCUUCCACUAAACCUAGAGAAGCAGCGGCUGAUCUUGCAGCACCUCCUCCCAAUAUUGAGUUAAAUGGUGCAUGGUGAGAGAACUGCUUCAAGAACAAUGCAGAUUAUGCUAGCAUCGUGCAAAUGAGGAUUUUAACCGUGUAUGUUGGUUUGCAUUGAUGCAAAUCUUUAACUUUAUUCUUCUGCCGUGGGUUUCUUUUCACUUUCUGUGCAGAUUCCAAAGUAAAUGUUUUCGCAGAAGAUCCUUGCGGGGGGCUGUUGCUUGCUUGACUCAGAUUUAGUUCCUGUGGGUUUGGAUUUGAGAGAAAAUACUGUCUCUGUACUUAAAGCAACAAUCUGGUUUUGCCAAAACAUUGUGGGUAUGUCAUAAAUCAUUUCGGUUUUUAAAUAUAUGGGCUUGUGUCAAGCAUUGCCCCCUGCUGCAGUGCAAGUCAUGCUGCUGUUGUUUUAAAAGCCACUUUUUGUUGAGUUUCAUAAAUGGCCUGCCACUUGUGGCAAUACACCAUUGAAGAUGGAAAAAUGUGAUGCCUUGUUGUGGUGGAAGGCUUGUGUAUGAUAUUUUAGAUAGUCCAGCAGCAGCCGACUGUAAUGAAACAUGAGAGGCCAGUUGUUUUGGUCAAGCAUAAACCCAAGGGGUUCAUGGGAAUGGGUUACUUUGAUUUGGGCAUUGCCUUAAUCUCUCUUUUAAGGUCAUUUUAUACAAUUUUAUCUCUAUGUACACAACUGUUAAAAAGUUUGUAAUCGGUAAGUUUAUAUUAUAAAAAUAUGAAGCAGCCCAA